CUGCGCGCCUGCCUGUGGAGUUGGUUUUGAGUGAGAGAGAAUGGCUGGGAAAUGCAAUGCCCUAAUUCCACCGACGUUGUUGAUAAUGUUGACGGGAACGGUGAUGAUUAUGAUGGAAGCAGGGACAAGCUGGGCUUCUAAUUCACCCGACUAUGCGGACGCUUUAUCAAAGUGCAUACUGUUCUUUGAAGGCCAGAGGUCAGGAAAGUUGCCUUCUACCCAGCGUAUGACUUGGAGGAAGGAUUCCGCUCUUCGUGAUGGCUCUGACAUUGGUAUGGAUUUGGUUGGGGGAUACUACGAUGCCGGUGACAAUGUCAAGUUCCACUUCCCUAUGGCAUUCACAGUAACGAUGCUGGCUUGGAGUGUGAUAGACUUUGGGAAGUAUAUGGGGUACUGGGAUAAAAAACAUGCAUUGGAGGCUGUUCGAUGGGGAAGUGACUACUUGCUUAAAGCCACAAGCGUCCACCAUGUUGUGGUUGGCCAAGUUGCCGACUCCAAUGGCGAUCACAAUUGUUGGGAGAGGCCGGAGGACAUGGACACUCCUCGAACCUCUUAUGUAAUUAACGAAACAAAUCCUGGAACCGAAGUCUCAGCUGAGAUUGCAGCAGCACUUGCAGCCUCUUCAAUUGCUUUUAAGGCUUCUAAUGCUAAGUAUUCUGCAUUCCUUCUUCAUAGAUCUAAACAGGUCUUUAACUUUGCAGAUGGGUAUCAGGGAUCUUACAACUUGAGUAUUGGCGAAGUGGCAUGCCCAUUUUACUGUGAUUACAGCGGCUACGCGGAUGAAUUGCUCUGGGCAGCAGCAUGGUUAUACAAGGCCACACAGGAGGCUUAUUACUGGGAGUAUCUCGAACAAAACAUUCACCAUUUGGAAUCCAUUGUUGUAAGAAAUAUACAUGGCAAUCCAUAUGUAGGUGCUAGCUUUGCUGAAUUUGGAUGGGAUGCAAAGCAUGCUGGCAUUAACGUACUUGUUUCCCAGUGGGUGAUGAAGGACGACUCUAAUGAUAAUCCUUAUAUUCUCAACGCUGACAAGUUUGUAUGCUCCAUGUUACCCGAAUCACCUUCCAAAUCAGUCACUUACACUCCAGGUGGGCUUCUAAUCAAGCCUGGAGGAAGUAACACACAACAUGCAACAGCUUCUUCUUUCCUCCUAAUUGUUUACUCUUUGCAUAUGAGUAUUGCCCAUAAACUGGUUCGUUGUGGUGAUGUUGUUGUCACUCCAAGUAGGCUGAUCAAUAUCGCCAGGAGCCAGGUGGAUUAUUUACUGGGAAAUAACCCAUUGGGGAUGUCAUACAUGGUGGGAUUUGGCCCAAAGUUCCCUCGGAAGAUACAUCACCGUGGAGCCACCUUACCUUCGAUUCACAAACACCCAAAGAAGCUAGGUUGCCGUGACGGAGACAAGUACCUUUAUAGCCAGAAUCCCGACAUGAACCAGCUGACGGGGGCAAUUAUCGGAGGCCCUGCCGGGGACGAUUCGUUCAGUAAUUCCCGUAUGGAUGUUGGGCAGACGGAGCCAACCACGUACAUAAAUGCACCUUUCGUGGGCGUCUUGGCUUACUUCAAAGCAACUGCUCGAAAAAAUGUUGGUUUUUAAUUAAUUUCACCAGAUACACAACAUUUCCAAAUAAUUGGGUCAAUAUAUAUACCUAGC
This is a messenger RNA of Juglans regia (Persian walnut), 1648 nucleotides long. Its product is annotated as endoglucanase 4-like. Bases 41 to 1591 code for a protein of 516 amino acids. The record is from RefSeq and is a predicted model, not a curated record. Lineage: Eukaryota; Viridiplantae; Streptophyta; Magnoliopsida; Fagales; Juglandaceae. Gene Ontology annotation, molecular function: hydrolase activity, hydrolyzing O-glycosyl compounds. Gene Ontology annotation, biological process: carbohydrate metabolic process. The transcript is spliced from 7 exons.